AUCAACGUUUACCUCAACUCACCCAUCAAACCACACACCUCACCUAUUAGAAGUAACAAAAGACCCUCCCUCUCAAAAGAAUAAACAAGUAUAAAAAAGAAGGCACUUCCCUCAAACAGAAACUACCCUCUAUCUCUCUCUUUUCAAGCCUUAAAUGAGUAAAAAAGAGUGAAGAAAGGAAAGAAAGGAGCACCAUUUUUGGUUUGAGAAACAUAAUUAGCAAGAGAGUUCAAAUGGGGAAGAGAGAGUUUAAUGGGGUGGUGUUGAUGAUGCUGUGUUUGUGGGUUUGUGGUGUCACAGCCUCUGUGACUUAUGACCACAAAGCCAUUGUGGUUGAUGGCAAGAGAAGAAUUUUGAUCUCUGGCUCCAUUCAUUAUCCUAGAAGCACACCUCAAAUGUGGCCAGACCUUAUUCAAAAGGCCAAAGAUGGAGGCCUUGAUGUCAUUCAGACCUAUGUGUUUUGGAAUGGCCAUGAACCUUCUCCUGGACAAUACUAUUUCGAAGAUAGGUUCGACUUGGUUAAAUUCGUGAAGCUCGCGCAGCAAGCAGGCCUCUAUGUUCAUCUCCGUAUUGGUCCCUACAUAUGUGCUGAAUGGAACUUGGGGGGAUUUCCUGUCUGGCUCAAGUAUGUUCCAGGCAUUGCUUUCAGAACCGACAAUGAGCCGUUCAAGGCUGCAAUGCAAAAAUUCACUGCAAAGAUUGUCAGCUUGAUGAAAGAAAAUAGGUUGUUUCAAUCCCAGGGUGGUCCAAUAAUUUUGUCACAGAUUGAGAACGAGUAUGGACCAGUGGAAUGGGAAAUUGGUGCUCCUGGAAAAGCUUAUACGAAAUGGGCUGCACAAAUGGCUGUUGGUCUAGACACUGGUGUUCCAUGGGUAAUGUGCAAGCAAGAAGAUGCUCCUGAUCCUGUUAUUGACACCUGCAACGGAUUCUACUGUGAAAACUUCAAGCCCAACAAGAACACCAAACCCAAAAUGUGGACUGAGAAUUGGACUGGCUGGUACACUGAUUUUGGCGGUGCAGUCCCUCGUAGACCAGCAGAAGACUUGGCGUUCUCAGUUGCAAGAUUCAUACAGAAUGGUGGUUCAUUCGUUAACUACUAUAUGUACCAUGGAGGAACGAACUUUGGCCGGACAUCAGGUGGCCUCUUCAUUGCCACUAGCUAUGACUAUGAUGCGCCGCUUGAUGAAUACGGACUUGAAAAUGAACCAAAGUAUGAGCAUUUGAGAGCUUUGCAUAAAGCAAUAAAACAAAGUGAACCUGCUUUAGUGGCUACAGAUCCCAAAGUGCAAUCGCUUGGAUAUAACCUUGAGGCCCACGUGUUCUCGGCCCCAGGUGCUUGUGCUGCAUUCAUUGCUAAUUAUGACACCAAAUCUUAUGCAAAAGCUAAAUUUGGAAAUGGGCAAUAUGAUCUACCGCCUUGGUCUAUCAGUAUUCUUCCUGAUUGCAAAACUGUUGUUUACAACACAGCAAAGGUUGGUUACGGCUGGCUGAAAAAGAUGACUCCUGUAAACAGUGCAUUUGCUUGGCAGUCAUACAAUGAAGAACCUGCCUCAUCCAGUCAAGCUGAUUCCAUUGCAGCAUAUGCACUUUGGGAGCAGGUCAACGUGACCCGCGAUUCUUCAGAUUAUUUGUGGUAUAUGACAGAUGUCAACGUUAAUGCUAAUGAAGGAUUUCUAAAGAAUGGACAAUCUCCUCUUCUAACUGUAAUGUCAGCUGGCCAUGUUCUCCAUGUGUUCAUUAACGGUCAACUUGCAGGAACUGUGUGGGGGGGAUUGGGAAAUCCUAAAUUGACAUUUAGUGACAAUGUGAAGCUGAGGGCUGGCAAUAACAAGCUUUCUUUACUUAGCGUUGCAGUUGGUCUCCCGAAUGUUGGUGUGCACUUUGAAACAUGGAAUGCGGGGGUGUUAGGCCCAGUCACUCUGAAGGGUCUAAAUGAGGGGACUCGAGACUUGUCCCGGCAGAAAUGGUCUUACAAGGUUGGACUGAAAGGUGAAUCCUUGAGCCUUCACACCGAAAGUGGGAGUAGCUCUGUGGAAUGGAUACAAGGAUCAUUAGUGGCUAAAAAACAACCUUUGACAUGGUACAAGACAACUUUUAGCGCACCGGCCGGCAAUGAUCCAUUGGCUCUAGAUUUGGGAAGCAUGGGAAAGGGUGAAGUGUGGGUAAACGGUCGAAGCAUUGGUCGCCAUUGGCCUGGAUAUAUAGCACAUGGUAGUUGCAAUGCUUGUAAUUAUGCUGGAUAUUAUACUGAUACAAAAUGCCGGACGAAUUGUGGACAACCUUCUCAGAGAUGGUAUCAUGUUCCUCGCUCAUGGCUGAGCUCAGGUGGUAACUCCUUGGUUGUGUUUGAAGAAUGGGGAGGUGACCCUAAUGGAAUUGCUUUGGUGAAAAGAACAUGAAGUGUGAUAUUUUGUGAUGCUCUCUUAAAAGGAGCAGCAUUGACAGGCAAUAUAUAUCUUGUAACAAAUGUCUAGGAAAUGCAAAGAAGCUGUCAAGUGAGUCCUAUGCGGUUAGGACCCUAUGAUGCAGCAAUUUACCAAAUACGUGUGGUUUAGAUCAUAUUAGGUUCAGUAUAUAAAAAAUAUUUGAAGUUCAUAAUUGGUGCUCCUUGUCUUCUGGUUGUUCAAGUAUACCUCAAAAGAUUGCCAAGGCCUAAUCAUGCACUGCCUGGCCAAAAACAAAGAUUUAUAUAAGAGAAUUUGGAUGCGCAAAGACUGUGUAUACUGUACAUAGUCAAGUCAGGCUAUUGUGCUGAAUAUUGCCCCAUGUAUUACAGGGCUUGUAUCAAUGAAGAUUGAGCCCUUACACAUUUAUUUAAUUUACUAUGAUACAAUGGAAAGAAUUGUAGACACGCAAAAUGUGUCGGAGAGUAUAUUUGCUAUAUUCUGCCAGAAAUAAUUGUGUUUUCCCAUUAUAAUUAUUAAGUAAGAACAGAUUGAAAGUAAUAAAAUAUCCUUUGAAAUAUUUGUCUUGUUA
Molecule: messenger RNA, 2976 nt
Organism: Glycine soja
Lineage: Eukaryota; Viridiplantae; Streptophyta; Magnoliopsida; Fabales; Fabaceae
Product: beta-galactosidase-like
Exons: 19
Coding region: 234-2399 (721 amino acids)
Biological process (GO): carbohydrate metabolic process
Cellular component (GO): vacuole; cell wall
Molecular function (GO): beta-galactosidase activity
Source: RefSeq, a predicted model, not a curated record